CGUUUUUUUCAGAGUUCCCAGUUGUCUUGAACGCAUUGAAGUCGGAAGUCUGAGAUUUCCGAGUUCCGAGAUGCAGUUGUUUUGAACUCGGCAUAUCUGCUUCGAAGGAGUCAUUGGAAAGGUCGUGCCAGACAGAAAUGUAGCUUGUACCGCAUGACAAAAACGUGGGUCACUAAAACGUCUUAAAAUAUGAUGUGGUUACUUCAGAAUAGCAAGGUAAACAUGAGUCCUGCUACUUCAAAUAAAGAGACAGCUGCAACAGGACCUGGAAGUGGCAGACCUUUCUCCAUAACUGGACAUAUCCAGCAAGUCUACAGCCAUGUCAAAAUAGAGAAUUUGGUUGCAGGACUCGGUGGAGGAGUCGUGUCAACACUGGUGCUGCACCCUCUUGACCUAGUCAAAAUCAGGUUUGCAGUGAGUGAUGGACUGGACCUGAGACCUAAAUAUAAUGGCAUUAUCCAUUGUUUGAGAAAUGUGUGGCAGCAGGAGGGGGUCCGAGGACUCUACCAAGGAGUCACCCCCAACAUCUGGGGUGCUGGGGCAUCAUGGGGCCUCUACUUCUUCUUUUACAAUGCCAUUAAGGCGUACACUAAGGAAAGCCGUCAGUCUGAACUGAGUGCCACAGAACACCUGCUGUCAGCCGCCCAAGCAGGUGUAUUGACUCUCACCCUAACCAACCCUAUCUGGGUGACUAAGACUCGCCUGGUGCUGCAGUAUAACACUGAUCCCACCAGGAAACAGUAUAAAGGGAUGAUAGAUGCACUGGUGAAGAUCUACCGGCACGAGGGGAUACCUGGACUGUACAGGGGGUAUGUUCCUGGUUUAUUUGGCACGUCACACGGGGCAUUGCAGUUCAUGGCCUAUGAGGAGCUGAAGAGAGACUACAACAAAUACAAGAAAAUGCCUUCAGAAGCUAAACUGAAUCCAUUGGAAUAUAUCACAAUGGCAGCUCUAUCCAAAAUAUUUGCUGUGGCUACUACAUACCCUUACCAGGUGGUGCGGGCUCGCCUGCAGGACCAGCAUAAUAAGUACAAUGGAGUCCUGGAUGUGGUCAGGAGGACAUGGAGGAAUGAGGGAGCUGUAGGGUUCUAUAAAGGCAUGGUGCCCAACCUGAUCCGUGUCACCCCAGCCUGCUGUAUCACCUUCGUGGUCUAUGAGAACGUGUCUCGCUUCCUGAUGGGCCAGAAGUGAGGAGGACUAAGGAGACAGCCAUGGCAGGACCACAAAGAGGAAGGGACACUCAGACAAUGUAUGUGGUGCUAGAUAAGGUAAGCCAUGAACUGAAGUCUCCAGAACUGUCACAGCAGGUAACUGGACAACUGGAGCGGACAUAUCACCUGGAUGCACCUCUGGCAGCAGAGUCAAAACAACCAUAAAGCAACUCCAAAAGCAUGUGGUGGAAUUAGAUAUUAUUAUCACUAUGAAAAACCAGGACUUUCAUCUAUAGUAUGCAUUCGAGGUUUGGCAUUCUCAGAGAGAUGAUGUUGACAAUGCUGGUAAUUAAAGACUGGUCUCUCUGUCUCUUCCUUGGAUGCAUCACAGAAGAACAGACCUCACUGGAGGUACUGUACAGGAUGUGGGGGUGAAACAUCAAAGCAAAAAGAAACCAUUCUUUCAAGGCUGCUGGCUGCUGACUGUGAUGUGAAUACCGUAUGUGUGUGUGUGUAAUAUAAGUCUGAUUUAAACGUCGACAUUAAAAGAGCAUACCUGCUAUUUUCAGGGUAUAAUGUACACCCAAUUUGUUUUUAUUUAACUUAUUGGCAUCAUGCUGUAGUGCAUGUAAACCCUCAUGUGAAUGAUGUCAUUGGAAAUGAUCGCAGAAGACUGAUUGCACUGUUCAACAUCUUUGAAAUAAUGUUAAUUUCAGAAGUCUUAAUCUGAAAUAUCAGUGUUGAAUUGGCAUUAGUCCAUUUAUUUUCAGGUAAAAUGUUCUAUUAAAGUUUCAAGUUUUAUGUU
Molecule: messenger RNA, 1956 nt
Organism: Coregonus clupeaformis (lake whitefish)
Lineage: Eukaryota; Metazoa; Chordata; Actinopteri; Salmoniformes; Salmonidae
Product: mitochondrial folate transporter/carrier
Exons: 8
Coding region: 190-1191 (333 amino acids)
Biological process (GO): nucleotide transport; folate import into mitochondrion
Cellular component (GO): mitochondrion
Molecular function (GO): FAD transmembrane transporter activity; folic acid transmembrane transporter activity
Source: RefSeq, a predicted model, not a curated record